Messenger RNA from Populus nigra (black poplar), 1777 nucleotides. Its product is annotated as benzyl alcohol O-benzoyltransferase-like. The record is from RefSeq and is a predicted model, not a curated record. The coding region runs from base 231 to 1589 and encodes 452 amino acids. NCBI's taxonomy places the organism in Eukaryota, Viridiplantae, Streptophyta, Magnoliopsida, Malpighiales, Salicaceae. The transcript is spliced from 2 exons.
CCGUUCGAGCACUCGCCCAUUUAGAAUUGAUUUUUAUUCCACUCGUAUAUUCCUCAGCACAAACAAAUUGAUUUUUUUAUAAGAAAAAGCACCGUCACAAUUAUCUAUUCCUUGUUUAAUGUUUGGAUGCCGUCUUAAAUCUUGAUAUCGGCUCCCGAUAAAUAUUGGUGCCCGCGUUCAAGAUGAACCAAAAUAAAAAUAAAUAAAAAAAUCAUCUCUGGUUCUCUGCCAUGGCAACACCACCCACCCCACUGGUGUUCAAGGUGUCUAGACGGGAACCAGUUCUGAUCACCCCUUCUGAGCCAACCCCACAUGAACUCAAACCUCUUUCAGACAUAGAUGACCAAGAUGGUCUCAGAGUCCAAAUUCCUCUCAUUUAUUUUUACCCUUACGAUCCUUCAAUGCAGAGGAGGGAUCCUGUUGAGGUCAUUAAGAAAGCACUUGCUAAAACACUGGUGUUUUACUAUCCAUUUGCUGGUAGGCUUAGAGAAGGGCCUAAGCGUAAGCUCUUGGUGGAGUGUACAGGUGAGGGUAUUUUGUUUAUUGAGGCUGAUGCCGAUGUUACGCUUGAGCAGUUUGGUGAUGCGCUCUAUCCUCCAAUUCCUUGCCUGGAGGAGCUCCUCUUUGAAGUGCCUGGCUCCAGCGGGAUGAUAAACUGCCCUCUGCUGCUUAUUCAGGUGACGCGUCUCAAGUGCGGCGGAAUUGUCUUUGCCAUCCGUCUGAACCACACCAUGAGUGACGGUACUGGCCUAAACCAAUUUUUGUCAGCCAUGUGUGAGAUGGUGCAUGGAGCACAGACUCCCUCUAUCCAACCAGUUUGGGAAAGGCACGUUUUAAAUGCAAGGAACCCACCUCAGGUAACCUGCUUACACCACGAGUAUGAUCAACUGGUUGAUGACACCACUGACAACGUUCCGCUUACUAAGAAGACCCAUCGUUCAUUCUUUUUUGGAGCUGCUAACAUAUCUGCUAUUCGUGGCUUUGCCCCACUACACCUUCGCCAUUGCUCCACAUUUGAUGUAUUGACUGCGUUUUUGUGGAGGUGCCGAACCAUUGCACUUCAACCAAACCCAAAUGAUGAGAUGCGGAUACUAUGCAUUGUCAAUGCUCGCAAUAGAUUUAACCCUCCGUUACCUAGAGGUUAUUAUGGAAACUGCAUAGCAUACUCAGUGGCAAUGGCAACAGCGAGAGAAAUCUCACGAAAUUCUUUAGGCUUUACGUUGGAAUUAGUCAGGAAGGCCAAGGCCAAUGUGACUGAAGAGUACAUGCGAUCAGUGGCUGAUCUAUUGGUGAUUAAAGGUAGACCUUGGUACACAAUGGUGCGGUCUUACCUAGUGUCGGAUGUGACUCGUGCAAUGUUUGCAGAGAUGAACUUAGGUUGGGGUAAGCCGAAGUAUGCCGGGCCUGCCAAGGGUAAUGUGGCAAGCUUUCAGAUACCAUAUAGGACUAAGAAAGGAGAAGAUGGUGUUCUUGUGACCCUUUGCUUACCGACUCCGGCUAUGGAAAGAUUUGUGAAGGAGCUGGAUAGCACGUUUAAGGAGCAGUCAAAUGGUGGUGGCAAUGCUAAAUCCCCCUUAUCUUCCUUGUAGGGAAAAUAACUAUUUUUCCAAAUGAUAUAAAUGCAUUCCUAUUGUGUUCAUUUGCUUUGAGUUCAUGUGGAGAAUCUAUCUGGAUUUGUUUUUGGAUCAUGUUAACAAGACACCGAACACCAUCUGGACAAGUAACUCCUUCAGCUUUUUAUACAUUUAUUUCAAUAAAUGCUUCUGUUGAUUGGUCA